AUGGAGUGGAUAGAACAGACAGCUAAUCAGAUCAUAAGGGACAACACACCUGUUAAUGUUCAUGUGCACCCCAGUGCAGCUUGUCCUGAGCUACGGAAUGUAAGUUUGCAUAAACAGGGAAAGUAUGGAUAUGUAUAGUAGAGUAUGGGUAUUUAUGGUAGAGUACGGAUAGUUAUCGUACGGUAUCACCGUAGGGGAACACAUGUUACUGGGAAUAUGUGUUCCCGGGUGGGGGAAACACAUUUCACUAGGGAUAUGUGUUUCCCAGGUAGAGGAACACAUAUCACUAGAAAUAUGUGUUCCUAGGUAAGGGAACACAGAUCACUAGUGGAAUGUGUUUCCCGGGUAGAAGAACACUAGUGAUAUGUGUAUCGCAGGUAGAGGAACACAGUUAUAAUUAUUGCUAGGAAUUAUUCCUGGGUGGGGAAAACUCAUUUCACUAGCCAUAUGUGUUAGGGGGAACACAUAUGAACACUUAUUACUGUGACGUCGUAGUAAUGUGUCCCCUCUAACACAUACCCCAAGGGAAAUGCGUUUCCUCUACACGGAAACACAUAUCACUAUGUGUUCCCCUACCUGGGAAAUAUAUCACUAGUGAUAUGUUCUCCUACGCGGGAAACACAUAUCACUGGUGAUGUGUGUUCUCCUACCUGGGAAACACAUACCACUAGUGAUAUGUGUUCCCCUACCCAGGAAACACAUAUCAGUAGUGAUAUGUGCCUACCAGCGCUAAGCAGCAAACAGCUAUACAUUUGUGUAAUUGAUCUUUUAUCUUUUCUUUCAGGCAACAACAAGAGGGCUGCCUGAUGACCAUGAGGGUCCAGUGCGAGUUAUUGAAAUUCCAGGUCUGUUUCACAGUCCUAUAUCCACCGCACCCUCCCCCCCGCUUUUACCUGUCGUUAAAUUAUCUGGGGGUGGGGGUGGGGAGAAAAAAGGAGAGAGGUGUCGUCACAUCUGAGGAAUUUUAAUUUCGUCAUCGAAAAGGUCGAUGCAAAAUAAUGAUUGGCCAAGAUGAAAUUUGGCAAUGACGUCAUUACUGUCCGAAACUGAGGAGUGACAGGCCAGAUACCUUUCUUCCCUUCCCUCAUAGCCCCCCAAAGAGAUUAAUAGUCACAUUUGAAAACUCGAGUGAAUUAUUAAGAGUGAAGAAAAUUGUUGUGUUUUGUUCCUUUUUUAACAUGUCAGGGAUCGACAGGAAUAUGUGUUGUGGAACACACGUCAGUAAUCUCAGUCAAGUGCAGGUACGCAAUGUUGAAAUAUCAGACACAUCUCUUUUUAAUCCCACUGUUAAAUGUGAUCCAAUUCGGAAGCACAUUCAGACACUUGGGAGCUUAAACAACUACGACGGCGACGGCAACAAGAAUGGCAAAAACGCAAUAGGUUUAGAUCAGCAAAACAACAACUUUGCACGUGCCUCAUGCCUUUUUGUACAUUUCUUCGCCGUCACUGCACCGACGACCUUAAACGUCCUGAUUUCACGUUUUGUGGAGGACGGGAGCACAUGACAACGAUUUUCUUUUUCUUUUUGUGAACUUAGAUUCAGUCCUUUAGAAUUCAACUCUUGAAAAAAAUCGCCAACAUUUGACAAAUUGAGAGUUGCAAUAAGAGCAAUGAAGUUUGAAACAGAAACAGCGCAAAUUCACUUUUUGGGUGCCGUUUUUGUUGCCGUUGCCGUCUUCGUUGUUUAAGCUUCCUAUUAACUAACGAACACAUCUCCAUGACGGUCAUGAAUCCAGUCAUACUCUAUUGUUAAAGUAAAACCCGCAUAUAAGAACCGAAACGAUUAGACCCAAGUCAAAUUUAGAAGGAUUUGUAUGGAGUCAUCAGAGCAUAACUUGGCCAGUAUCACAGAGACAAUUUGCCCCACAAGGCUAGUUUUUGGAAAGUAGGCCUCUUGGAUGUUGUUCUUUCAGAAUAUCCUGACAAAUCCCAGAAUUUCACAAAUUUAACUUUUUAUGACGUCACACUUCAGUACUCCAUACCAGUUGCUUCAAACAUUUGCUUAGACUUGCAACAAGUCGACCUCUUGGCGAGCGGAGCGAGCCUUUUUGGCCGACUGCGAGUGACGAAGUCGCGAGAGGUCGACUUGUCUCACUUGAUGGGUUGCCAUUUGCAUUUCGCGCCAAAAAUGGGGAUUGACGUGACUCGCAUUUGGGGUUUCAGGUUUCAUUCGCGAGUCCUUGACUUCAAUGGCGGAAUGUGCUGUUUCGACUCCGACUAAAUCUAUUGAACGUGUGUGUUUAUCUCCAUCAUCGAAGGAGCAAAUUUGUUUACUUUGUACGAAAGUUUUCUCUAACAAUGAUUUUAGGCGAAAGUUGAUGACCUCAGGGGGCCGGAAAAAACAAAACUUGUUUCAAUCUCGAGUCAAUACUGGGAAAGGAGAUUUCACAACCGAGGAAUCCUUGACAUCCGCACACAUUUUAAACCUACAGAGACUUUUCAAUACACGCAUUUCUCUUCCUGUAACCCUCACGGGGUCAGAACUGACUCCUCAGCUAAAUCCUUCUAUGAAAACAUCUAUAACUUCAAAAACCGCCUUCGCGCUAGAGGUUACCCUCACAAUCUCACCUCAAUCACUUCUGAGGUUAAAUUUACCGAACGGAAGUCAGCUUUACAAAAGAACAGUGAAGUGCAAAACAAAAUUCUACCUUUCGUUACCACAUACCACCCUUCUUUGCAGAACCCUGAAAUCAUUUUAAUGAGCAAAUGGCACUUAAUUCAAGAUCAACCACUACUAAGAGAAAUAUACAACAAGCCUCCCAUCAUUUCAUAUAAAAGAGCAAAAUCGCUGGGAGAUAUCCUCGUUAGAGCAAAACUAUAAGGUUACGUAUCACACUAUCACGAGCUUAUGAGUCAAACCGCAAGUCACGUUUCACUGCGCUUAGUACAUGUGAGUGACAGCUUUAUCCCGAAGGGUCCUUGGGAGCUAUUCUGAUUGGUCCAAGCGUACUGACCCGUUUGGGUCGGUGAAAUUGGCGCCAAUCAAGUAUGAAAAGUCCUUCGUCUCGCGCCAAAUGAAAUCCGACGAAGGACUUUUUUGAAAGUCUAACAUUUGCUGUGUUAGAGGUGUUUCAUCCCAAGAGGGGAGGGGGUAGGGUGUGGGUAUGCCUCCCCUACUGGCAGUCAUGUAAUGGUCUCCCAGAGUAAACAUGUUUUUGAGGUACAUAUCAUUAAAGGACAAUAAUUACUGUUUAUAUUUAAGGUCAUCAAACUGUUUCCAGAAACAGAAUCAAUGCGAGGUGGUACAAGACUGUUUUUCCUUGCUGGAGACAGGGUUCUAAAGUACCUUGGUAAAGCUUUAGAUAAUGAGAGAGCAUUGACUAGGAUGUUAAGGUAAGAGCUUGUUCAUGUGAGCUUUCAUUUAAUGGUCACACCUUGGCUUAGGAUUUCAUCUUCAAACUCAAGAGUUAGAACUACUUUGUAUCAGUACAACAAUCCUACUGAAAAGUACCGCUCAGUAGCUUUCAUCUGAAUGGUCACACUAAGGAUUAAUCCACAGACUCAAAAGUUAGAAUCACCUUGUGCAGUAUAAUAAAACAGUACCACAGGAAAGUAAUGUUCAGUAGCUUUCAUUUGAAUGGUCACAUUUUAGGGUUUCAUCUACAGACUCAAAAGGUAGAACCACAGGAAAGAAAUGCUCAGUAGCUUUGAUUUGAAUGGUCACACUUUAGGAUUCGUCCACAGACUCAAAAGGUAGAACCACCGUGUACAGCAUAAUACACAGUACCACGGGAAAGAAGUGAUAUAGUCGUUGCUCUAUUUAAACGUCUUCUUCCCCAAUAAUGAGCUUCUUUUUGUUGAAGAGGGUUCAUGCCGGAGAAAAAUUCUGUUGAUAAAUGGCGGCGGCAAAAACACCAGUUUCAGUUUUCAAACACUUAGAAGCAUUUGAACUUUCAAGAAUUUAGUGAAUUAACAGCGUGUUGGUAAUGUAUUGAACUUUUAACCGUGUAGGUAACAACCUUACCUUUGGAAUACUUUGCUUAACUUUCCCAAUUUCGGCUCGUUAGACCACAGUGAAACUUAUUUAUCGCAUGUGCACUCACUGGAAUUAAUCUGUUAUCGUUUUCUUAGUGUUGGACCAGAUGAUCACCCAUCAGCAGUGGAUCGUAUUCAAAACUCACUCAAGUCUGUUAACAAGGUACUUUCGACUACUGUGUGGCACCAAAUUUUUGCGGGUUCUAAUUUUUGCGAUUUUUGCGGUUUUUCCAGCGAUCGGCAAUAAUAAGUUCCUGCAAAUAAAAAUUACCGCAAACAUUUUUGCCGCAAAAAUUUACUGCAGAGUAAAUAUUCUCUAACUUAAAUUCGCUUAUGUGUAUAAUUGUAGUCGUGCAGUGAAGGCAAAGAAUGUACAAAACAGCGUGACGCACGUACAAAGUUGUUGUUUUGCUGAAUAAAGGUGAUGUCACACGGGACGAUUUGCAACGACGAUUCUUAGCGCAACACAGCGUAGCAAUGCUGGAACAAUGUUGUAACCAGUCGAAACAAUGUCGCGACAAUGUUGCAACGUUGUGUUGCGCUAAAAAUCGUCGUUGCGAAUCGUCUCGUGUAGCAUCACCUUAAACCUAUUGCUUUUUUGACGUUCUCGUUGCCGUCGCCGUCGUCGUUGCUAAAGCUCUCUACUUGUUUCGUGUGGACCGAUGGCCGAUUCGUGCAAAAAGUUUUGCGGUUUCAAAAAUACCCGGAUUCGUGUUGACGACGUAGCCUAAAGCUUGACUGUCUUUUGUUCUGUUGAUUUUGUUCGACAGGUUACUAAGUCGCAGCUAAGAGAGCUUGCCCAGUUAGAAGCCUAUCAGCUUCAAUCCUCUUGCGAAACGAAAACGUACUUCUACAUACACAGGUAAUUGAAUAAGACGAGUUAAAGAAGUUGUUAGAGAUUGAGUUUAAGUUGGAGCAUCUAUAUUUGCAGUUAGAGUUCGAGUUCAAGUUCGUAUUCAAGAUCGAGUUUAAAUUCGAAAUCGAGCUAGGCUGAAUCUAACAUCAUUACCAAGAAUAUUGAUUCAAGACAUUUUACUGAGAACGCAAGACAUGGCCAAUCUUACCGAGCAUUGUGUCGAUAGUUCUGUGGUUAUCGCGUUCAGUGUGUUUUAGUUUACGAUAUAAGAGAGAUUUUGCCUAGUCUCUAGGCCUCAUUUUCCGCGCGGUCAAUGCGUUUCGGAUCACGUGGUAUCGGAUACGCCCCCGAAAUUCAGUGACCGAGAAUACCUGGGAAGACGCCGUACGAGGACUAACGGCAGGGCGUAAUUUUGAUAUUUUGUUGUGAUGAAUGUUUCGUACUUCUUGCUUUCAUUCUUCUUAGAGAGAAUGGAGAUAUGGAUUACAUGAAUGCACUGGUCAAUGAAUUGUCUAAACAAGUAAGUUCUCUUUGCUAACGUUUCUCGCAUUUCCUUGUUCUUUUGUUACUGUUUCAUUGUUGUUUCUGUCCCCCCUGUUCCCCUGGCUUUUCUUGUUUCCCAUAUUCCCCUUGUUCCCCUGUUCCACUUGCUCCCCCUGUUCGUCUGUUUCCUCUGUCCCCCCUCUUUAGUCUUUAGUCUUAAAGACUAAAGUCCUUUGUCCCUAGUCCUUUGUUUCCCUUGUUCACCCUAUUCCCCUUGUUCCCCCUUUUCCUCUUGAUCACCCUGUUCCCCCUGUUUCCUCUGUUUCUCUUGUUCCCCUUGUUCCCCAUUUUCCCUCUUUUUCCCUAUUUAUUUAAGUGGAGUGCGUGUAAACUAGCUGGAUACGCUUAUUGCACUUUCCACUAUAAACAAGCCCUUAAACCUUUUUUUCCUGUUCCCCUUUUUUCCCUCGCUCCCCUGUUCCCCUCGUCCUCCUUGUUUGCCUUGCCCCCCCCCCCCCUUUCUCCUGUUCCCUCUGUUCCUCUGUGGCCCUUGUUCUCGUUUUUCCCUGUUCUUCUUGUUUCCUCUCUUCCCCUUGUUUUCCCUGUUCCUCUUGUUCCCUCUUUCCCCCUGUUCCCCCUUUUUCCCUGUUCCCCUGUCAUCCUUGUUCCCCGUUUCCCCGUUCCCCUGUUUUCUGUGUUACUUCUGUUCCUCUUGUUACCCUUUCCCCCUGUUCCCAUUUUUUCCUUUUCCCCCCUAUUCCCCUUUUUCUCCCCGUUUCCCUUGCCCCCCCUGUUCCUCUCGUUUCCCCUGUUCCCCUUGUUCUUCUGUUCCCCCGGUUCCCCACGAUCCCCUUGUUUUCCCUUUUCCCCUUUUUUCCUGCUCCCCUUCUUCCCCUUGUUUCCCUGUUCCCCUUGUUGCCAUGUUCCCUCAUUUCCUCUGUUUCCCUUGUUCCCCCUGAUCCCCUUGUUCCCCCUGAUCCCCUUGUUUCCCCUUUCCCCUUUCCCCUUCCUCCCCGUGUUUCCCUGUUCCCCUCGUUGCCUUGUUACCUUAUUCCCGCUGUUUCCCUCGCUCCCCUGUUCCUAUUUUUCCCUAUUCUUCUUGUUCCCGCUGUUCCCCUUUUUGCCCUGUUCUCCUUGUUCCCUUUGUCCUCUCUGUACCCCUUGUCUUGUUAUCUGUUUUUUUUUUUAUCUUACCACCGUAUCAGAAACUUGGAAAAUGAAGUUUGUGUCUUUUUAAACUUUUUUUCAGCCUCGGCUUGUUCUAGUAACAGUAGGACCCGACAAAGGACCCGGGCAGUUCCUUCUUUUUGGAGACGAGAAGCAAGUGUCACAGAUAGGCCCAAAGUAAGUACUUUGACAAAAUGUUCUAAGAAAUGUUGGGGAACAAGGAAACAAGCGGAGAAGGUAACAAGGGAAAAGUGCCAACGCCGAGACUGAAAUAUGUUCCCGACCGUAUAGGUUUUUUUUCAUAACGUUGGUUAGGACCGCGGUAGUCUUCAGUUGUUUUUUAAGCCCAUUUUCCAUAAGCCGGCGAUCAGGCUGUCGUGUUGCAGUUUACGCUAGUUUUCGUGCGAGCAGUUAUCACCCGGCUGAACAGAAACGCCUCGACGGCUCGCUUGCCCGUCUAACAGUCAGGCUGCUCAGUUUCCAUAUGGCUAUUCGCAUCCUUGCUUUAUUUGUUUAGUUCCAAGAGUGAACCAAAUCAAUUUUCUCUUAAAAAGUACCAAUACGUCGUCCCGAGAAAAAGUUAUGCGAACAAAUAAAAUGAUCAUCUAAGGCACAAUUAUCAAUUUGAACUCACAGGUAGCUCGAACAGCGGCACCAUAUUGCAUGGGGAGGGUGGGGGAGUGAUUGCUUUAUUUUCACCUCAAUGAAACGGAAGAAAGGCCUUUGAGGCAAAGUGUCUCAACUAUUGUCACUGCAUACAGAAUAAGCGCAUCACGGAUUGAGACUCUAAACCUUUAGAUUCCACUGUGCUUUCAUGUCUCUUGGGCAGGGAUGAUACUUAGCUGUCCAUCUGCUUAAAUUCCCGUGUUUUUCAUCUUUCGGUAUCAUUCGGCCUUUAGUCGCCACACCCUCCUCCCCUGGUGCCGGUUGACGAGGCCAAGUUUGUCGCCCGCUGCUCACCUUGUUACCACAGUUGUCACCGUCUCCUCCCAUAACUUAGUAAUGACUAAUUUAGUUGCCGAUUGAGUGUUAUCACAGGAAAAUCUGUUUUAUUAAUCAUGCUCUAGCUUAGCCUUAUUUAUUCACUGAUCUCUGUUACGUUGUGCAGAAUUGCUGCUGUUUUUGAAGGCAAAGGCGGCGGAAAAAAGGGAAGAUAUCAAGGCAAAGCAAACACAUUGAAGACAAGAAGUUCUGCUGAAGAUCUUCUAAAGGAAUUCACUUCGAUGUUAGUUAACGAGAGUUAACCCAGCAGUUACAAAAAUGUUCUUAGAAAUGGACAAUUGUUUCACAGUUUUAGAAUUCCUAGAAUAGUGCCAGAUUUCAUAUAGCCGCAUGAAGUCCUUUCCCUGUCCUUUUCCUCGCCAAAAUACCAUGGUCUGACUUUGUAGAGCUUUUUCACAUGAUCUCAUGUCCGCAAUAUCGGUGUUCCAAAACAAUGAAACAGCGGCUAGUAGGCGUCCCAAACAAUUUCUUAUGUAAAACCCUACUUUUCUCAAUAAAUUUGGUUAUUAUUUGUUAAAAAUAUUUCGCCGUUUCCUAUUGGCUAAAAUCACCCGCAUAAUACAUCAUAACCAGCUACUGUUGAUCAAAUUUGGAAGAAUUUUUUUCACAUUCAACCGGUGACGUCAAAAGUGCAGCAGAGUUGAAGAUUAUUGAACCAUUAAACAAGAAAACCUGGAAACGAGUUUGAGUUGUUUUCGAACUGAGUAAUGGCAGAAUAUUUUACUCGUUCACGACGAACUAUUGUCUAAAACCUGGCAAGAACAGCAAAAAGACAACUCGACGGACGACAUCUGCUAAUUGGAGAAUAUUUGCAGACCCGAAAAGCCCUUUAUCUCAUGAACGUCCCGAUAAAGAUGCACUAUCGAUAUGGACAUCGAUGGAGGUAAGCAUAUUUUAGCUUGUUUUUACACUUGGAAUAAUUUUAAAUGAAUAAUAAAGCAAUCGGCCUCCGUGAAUAAUACCCUCCUGGAUUUGCAGAAUUUUUCAUAUCCUUCUCAGCUUCAUUCAAUAAUUGCUAAAUAGCUGCUGGCUAAAUAAAAAGGCUCUGUAAUCAGUUGCAAUUUAUUAUUUGUUUUGGGAGUAGGUGGGGACGGGGGCAUGGAAAGGAGCGUUUGAGUACUUUGUGAUAAUGAUUUUGAAACAAACGAGAAUAACACAUAAACCAAAAAUAAAAUUGAGCCACAAUUUUUGAGAGACAAGAAGGACAUCGUUGUAGCUGUCACCGCGUCAGUCGUAAAGAGUUGUAUUCCAAAUUGAAAG
This is a messenger RNA of Porites evermanni, 8743 nucleotides long. The record is from the annotation of a GenBank genome assembly. Lineage: Eukaryota; Metazoa; Cnidaria; Anthozoa; Scleractinia; Poritidae.